AUGAUGAUGACAACAAAUUGCUAUUCAACAUUUACAACAUCCAACAAUACCCUCACUCCAUCUUCCAUGACAGAUCCCUCCUUGGACGAUCUUCCCGACCAUUUACCCUCGACGAGUAUCCUUUCUUCUUGUUUUUCAAGCAAGAUUUCCAGACAACUCCACACCACACAAAACCUCCCUUCGAAUACACAAUAUCAGUUCAUUCCCAAGAGGAGGAAGCGAGUCAAUCAUAUCAGAGGACAUGUUCCUCUCACUAACAACUCACAACGAACUCCAUCACCGUUAUCUCCUUGUUCCUUAGACGAUGAUUUGGAGGACCAUAAUGAUGAUGAUGAUGGGAUUGAUAAUGAUGAUGCAUGUACUGCCUAUUCCAAUACCACUAGUGGAAGUUCCUCUCCUCUUCAUCAGGAGGAUCCUUUUGAUGUCAAUGGCAAUCUAUCGUCAGAGUUAACUCCCUCCACGAAUGGUUUUCUCAAUGCAACCACUGCCCCUCCCUCCACUUCUCAUCCUCCUACUGCUAUGAACAGCAACACCUAUCCUCCUUCUUCCUCGAUGUCCACUAAUGUACUUUCCACUAAGCGACUUUCGAAUAAUAUUGGUUAUGGCUCUUCGCAGCCAACCACGAACAAACAUGAUCUUGCAGAAAACGUAGAGCAUCCCACAAAUGUCACUCUCAGCAACGAUGAUGUACCACCAGAAUCGACAAGUAAUGAGAAAAAAAUCAAAUAUCCCAGCAUCUUUCGAUUUGUCAAAACCACACCUAGGGAGGAGAGUGAAAUAAUCUCGACCUCGUUUCCUUCAACAACAAACUCAUUAACAACCCUACAUGCACACCAUUCUGUAAUUGCUUUGAACGAGGACGAAGAUCAUGCAGCAUCAAGGCAUACACAAAACGAUUCGUCACUCCACAAUCAUCGAAAAGAAGUUCUCGCAAGGAAACGAGCUUCUUUGGAUUGUCAGAACGCCUCUGCACCAACAGUUGCACAUCAUGACCCUCACCUUGAAAAGAUUAAGGACGAAAUUCAUAUGCGAAGGAACAUUAAGAAAGCUCAGCAACAAGUUAAUGGAGUCGAAAACGCUCCAGAAAACCGAAACAGCCCCAUUCCACACAGCGACCAUUCAAUGAUCACUGAAUUCCGAAGGAGCAAGCUCGAACGACAACUAAGCAACAAUCAAGUGGUAGGAUGUAAAAAUUAA
Naegleria fowleri is the source of this 1197-nucleotide messenger RNA. RefSeq lists its product as uncharacterized. Bases 1 to 1197 code for a protein of 398 amino acids. Lineage: Eukaryota; Heterolobosea; Eutetramitea; Acrasida; Naegleriidae. The record is from RefSeq and is a predicted model, not a curated record. The transcript has a single exon.